This is a messenger RNA of Guillardia theta CCMP2712, 915 nucleotides long. RefSeq lists its product as hypothetical. The transcript is spliced from 5 exons. The coding region runs from base 1 to 915 and encodes 304 amino acids. NCBI's taxonomy places the organism in Eukaryota, Cryptophyceae, Pyrenomonadales, Geminigeraceae. The record is from RefSeq and is a predicted model, not a curated record.
AUGGUCAAAGACCAUGAUGCAAACCCGGACGAGGUGGUUGUCAAUGUCGAAGUCAAGGAGGGUGCGGCUCCAACAACAAUCCAAGAUCAGGAUGAUAAUGGUGGAUCGUCGGCUUUAGCAGAUGAAAAUGAGGACAUUGUCUCGGUACAACAUUCCGGCAUUGUUGAAGCCAAGCUCAAGACACGAUUUCAUGAGUCUUCUUCGAAGCUCGAUCGAUCGUUCUUCAUGGCUCGCCUCGUGGAUGGGCAGCGACGUUACGAACAGACCCCUGUCGAGGGAGGAGGCCCGAUCCGCAAGCCAGGAGGCGCAGAAUGUCAACGGAAACCGGGGAUGGUUUGCAGCCAUGAUGCCUGCACUUCCUUCUAUGGAAUGGAGCGGGCGGAGCAGGCCGAAGGGCCGAAGGAGGAUACUGCGAGCCCAGUCGCGAAGAUCGCGAGGGACAUCAAAGCUGAUGACGAGGCCUAUAUGAAACGGGACGAGCAAGAGAAGAUUAGUGAUGACCAGACGUCUGCUAGCAAGGCAGAUCAGCCGUCAGCCACUCACGAAAAGGCCGCGGAGGAAGCAAGGGAUUCUGAGCCUGCAGAGUUGGAUCAGGGCGAGUCAGAGGCGGCGACGGGGCAAGAGGAGGAGCAGGAGAUGUGCCUUCCUCUGAGCUUCUCCACCGCAUACUCCAACAUCAAGGAGGAGCUGUUUGGGACCACAGAGCAUCUGCAGAGAUUCAAGAGACCUGUCCGGCGAGCAUGGAUGAAGAAUUUCAUUGAUGCGAAAGAGGACCAUGACUUGUACAAGCCUGGAAGGGUGAGGAUGUGCAACACCGAAGUUUGCAACGUCAUGAUCGUCGGAGUCAUCCUCCUCGCCGGGUUUGGGCUGCAUAUCCUUCUAUCCACUCUUGUUUUCCCUUUGCAUGUACAGUAG